GGUGAUGAGUCAGAGUAAUGGUAACGGAGCAGAGGACGCCAGUUCAUCAGACCAGGCCGACUCUACAGAUCUUCGGUUCAGAUACCGGAAGUUGUUGUUCCAGACAAAGGAGAAGCGGAGUGAGCUGGUCCGUCCGGAAUCUACCGGAUUACUGGAGACUCUGGAGGAGAUGAACGUUCUGUUUAGUAGAGUGAAAAACCCGAGAGAGGCGGUGUAUGACAGCAAUGUUUUAAAACUCACGUCAGAACUGGGGUUAGAACAGGCAGAUAAUCUUCAAACCAACAUGACCGUGUUUGAUAGGAACAUAUUCGCUGAGAAACUUGUUACUUUUAUGGAUGGUAGAUGUAGAGGGUCUCAGAGAGAGAAGCCGGAGCUGGACUGGUCCAAACUUGGCAAAUACGCUGCUACCAUGUUCAAUGUAACAGCUAAACUUGAUCUGAUAUACGGGCCCUUAGCCAUGGAAUCAAUAGCCAAACACCGGGCUGCUCGAGAGAGGAAUGUACAGAGAAAACCAACUGAAGCAGAGAAGAAGAAACCUCAGCAACUCCAACAAGAGGAGCAGGAAGAGAGCACGACUAAGGAAGUUCAGAGAGUUCUUAAAGCAAUCCACAAACUAACCGACCCCGACCAGGGUACUUAUAAACACGUGCCGUUCUUUGAGUUUAUCACAGAUCCAACCUCCUUUCCUACCACCAUAGAGAACAUGUUUCAUCUUUCUUUCCUCGUUAAGGAUGGCAAGGUUAAACUUUAUCUGGAUGACGAUAACACGCCCGUUGUGAAGAUUGAUGUUAACAAUGGAGCUGUUACCAGCACUCCUGGUUCCACCAGAGCGGUCAAUCCUUCCCAGGUCGUUAUAUCCAUGACAAUCCAGAAGUGGAAUGAUUUGAUAGAUGAGUUUAAUAUAACGAAGGCUAUGAUUCCGAAUAUCAAGAGGAGAGGAAAGUAGCGCCGAGUUUUUCAUUCAGAAGUUUGUUUGUUUGUAUCAGAAUAUGAUCCGUUAUUGGGGUGGCCGUUUAUUCUCUGAAGAAUGACGGUGGAAUUGUACGAUAACAUUGUUUCUUUUUAAUAAUAACUCUAUUUUAAUUUGAAUUUAUUUUCAGUUAGUGCUCUGCUUUUUUUCUUAACUUAUUUUAUUUACAAGUUGAUGCUCUGAACACGUACUACUACCCGACCUCGCGGGCACAAACUUUGAUUAAAAGUGACGAUAUAUUCCCAUUUUGACCAAAGACCUACAGCUCUCGGGAGAUAAUCACUUUUUAAUGAUAUUUUAACUGUGAUAGAAUACCCGCUAUGUUUAAAAGGUUUCCCUCUUAAAACAUACCACAGAUUUUUAGCACUCUGGCAGGUGUAGAAUAUUGGUUUAGUUUCUCUGUUUGAGAGUUUGAGUAGCAGACCUUUCUACCAUUCUAGAUCCUUGUUUGAUGACACUGUUUGUUAUGUCGUCGGGUUCUACCUAGGCUCGAGAUUGUUGGAUAUUACCUUAUUUGGUUGUGUUACCAUGGUAACAUUGCCUUUAUAUGGUUUUGUAAUUGUAUCCGAGAAGGUAUUAUUUUAUGUAACUAUCAAAUUCACACGGCCCAUCCUUAUGCUGUCAGAUGAACUUGGCUUGUUCCAGCUGUAAACUCGAAGGCUGUGAAGCUCGAAACAAAUUGACAUGUUGCCGAGAACGUACCUUUCCGAAAUUAGAAGGUCGAUGUAACAAAAUUGUGCCCAGACAUAAGAGUUUGGAAUGUAGCUGGUCCUGAGUUGCACUGUAACACUGCUCCGCACUUGCACUGUAACACUGCUCACCACUUGCAUUGUAACACUGCUCACCACUUGCACUGUAACACUGCUGCCCACUUGCACUGUAACACUGCUCACCACUUGCACUGUA
Molecule: messenger RNA, 1876 nt
Organism: Bolinopsis microptera
Lineage: Eukaryota; Metazoa; Ctenophora; Tentaculata; Lobata; Bolinopsidae
Product: non-structural maintenance of chromosomes element 4 homolog A-like
Exons: 1
Coding region: 5-946 (313 amino acids)
Biological process (GO): DNA repair
Cellular component (GO): nucleus; Smc5-Smc6 complex
Source: RefSeq, a predicted model, not a curated record